ACUCGUUCUCACUCCUCUUUUUCUUAACAGCGUGGGUGGUCAAGGUCGUCUGUGUGAAGUGAAUGUGAUUUUUGAUUAAAGAGCUCUGCGCAUGUUGGUGACGUGGACACAUAAAAACUUUUUUACUUGCCAGUUACUGGGCAGUGCGCAUCAGCGCUUCAGUGGCAGCCAUCAGCAGUGAAAAUGCCUCUACACAAGAAGGCAGACGACAUCCACGCUGUAUAUGAGUUGAAGGAGAAACUGGGAGAAGGCUCAUUCUCGGAGGUGAGAGUGGCUCAACACCGCCGAACACACAAGCUUGUAGCAGUCAAGUGCAUCCGCAAAAAGGCCCUGAAGGGAAAAGAAGCCAUGCUGGAGAACGAGAUCGCUGUAUUACGCCGAAUCAAGCAUGAAAACAUCAUUUCCCUCGAGGAGACGUUCGAGACGCCUACGAAACUGUAUUUGGUAAUGACACUGGUGACUGGAGGUGAACUGCUGGACCGAAUUCUUGAGCGAGGCAGCUACACGGAGAAGGACGCCAGUCGUGUCAUCCAGCAAGUCCUGGAAGCUGUCAGAUACCUCCAUCAGCUGGACAUUGUACACAGAGACCUGAAACCAGAGAACCUGCUAUACGAAACGCCGUUAAAAGAUUCCAAGAUUGUCCUUAGCGACUUCGGGCUGUCUAAAAUAGCAGAUCAAGGCAUCUUGUCUACUGCUUGUGGAACUCCUGCUUAUGUAGCUCCUGAGCUUCUACAAGAGAAGACAUAUGGUAAAGAAGUAGACUUAUGGGCCAUGGGAGUGAUUUCAUUUAUAAUGCUGUGUGGAUAUCCUCCAUUCUACGACGAUAACGACACUCAGCUCUACAAACAGAUCAUAAAGGCAGAGUUUGAGUUCGACUCGCCGUACUGGGAUGAUAUCUCACGUUCAGCCAAAGACUUCAUCGUCCACUUACUGCAGAAGGAUCCGAAAAAGAGGUUCAAUUGCGAGCAGGCCUUGCAGCAUCCUUGGAUUUCAGGUGGAGCAGCUCUGGAAAAAAACAUCCACGGCUCUGUGUCCGAGCAGAUCCAGAAGAACUUUGCCAAGAGCCAGUGGAAGAGAGCUUUUAAUGCUACCAUGGUGGUGCAUCACCUCAGGAAGAAGGCCCAUGUGAGUGAGGAGGAAGAUCGAGACACAUCCACAGGAACUGAGACCUCAUGAAAUCCAACUGGCGGAAGACCAGAAGUCAACACACGCAUACAUCUGAGUGAGCAUUUGUCAAAGCAGACCCUGCGCCCUGAACUGCUGAUGUCGGCUCUAUGUGCUGCUUUGCCUGAUACGAACCAGCGGGACUUGUACGAGCGCCAGAUGGAAGCGCAUUAGAGCCUCUUUCGAGCCUAGUCGUCACCGUCACUGUAAGCGAAUGGUUAGAAAACCGCAGGUACGCUUAACGCCAUGUUGUGAAAUGUUAUGUAUAAAGAGCAUGCUGCUAUUUGAAUUAUUAAACAUUAUUAGCCAGGUAAUGUUUCUACAGUAGCUGUGGCUAAAGUGCUAGAUAUUCCAUCUGUUCCAUGCACCUGAAAGUAAACACGAUGAAAAAAAUAUUGCAUAUUAAAUAAUACAUUACACUUUAUUUAAAAGGUCGGGGGCCUUCAGAAUACAUUCAUAAGCUUUGCAUAAAACUUUUAUAAAGCAAUGCCUGAGGAUUUAUGAAGGCUUCCUGUCAUGAGGUGACUUCAGGAUUGUUGCUGCUGCACAAUAUUUUUCUUUAUCUUAUUAGUUUGUUGUUAAAAACAGCACGUUUUUGAAGCUCCCUUUCCAUUCAAAUUCCUUUAGCCCCUUACUAAGCAUUAAAAAAAAUGAGUUGUAUUGGUGCUUGUAGUGUUUCAUAAUAGUUGUAUGAACCUCCUUCUGAGACAAGAUAAAAAAAGAUAACAUAAGAUAAGAUAAGAUAAGAUAAGAUAAGAUAAGAUAAGAUAAGAUAAGAUAAGAUAAGAUAAGGUAAGAUAAGAUAAGAUAAAAUAAGAUGAGAUAAAUUAAAACUUUAUUAAUCCCAAAGGAAAUUCUUUUUCAAGAGACUGCGUCAGAUUACAAGGAAAAUAAAUAUAAAUUAAACAUAAAAGAAAAAUAAAUUAAAUUAAAUAACC
Molecule: messenger RNA, 2102 nt
Organism: Hemibagrus wyckioides
Lineage: Eukaryota; Metazoa; Chordata; Actinopteri; Siluriformes; Bagridae
Gene: pnck
Product: pregnancy up-regulated nonubiquitous CaM kinase
Exons: 12
Coding region: 184-1176 (330 amino acids)
Biological process (GO): peptidyl-serine phosphorylation
Cellular component (GO): intracellular anatomical structure
Molecular function (GO): calmodulin binding; ATP binding; calcium/calmodulin-dependent protein kinase activity
Source: RefSeq, a predicted model, not a curated record